Molecule: messenger RNA, 2261 nt
Organism: Myxocyprinus asiaticus (Chinese sucker)
Lineage: Eukaryota; Metazoa; Chordata; Actinopteri; Cypriniformes; Catostomidae
Product: homeobox protein Hox-A4a-like
Exons: 2
Coding region: 174-911 (245 amino acids)
Biological process (GO): embryonic skeletal system morphogenesis; anterior/posterior pattern specification; regulation of transcription by RNA polymerase II
Cellular component (GO): nucleus
Molecular function (GO): RNA polymerase II cis-regulatory region sequence-specific DNA binding; DNA-binding transcription factor activity, RNA polymerase II-specific
Source: RefSeq, a predicted model, not a curated record
GUCUGGCCUGCUAUUGGUGGUUGUUUACACAAUGCCCACAGGAGGCGCUGAUUGGUCGUAUUCCUCACGUGACCGACCAACUUUGUACAUUUGACAGCCGAGUAGGUGGGUUUUGGAGAGAUCAGAAAAACGACAGCGCGAUAAAAAUUAGAAUUGUUGCACUUCACAAAUUAAUGAUCAUGAGCUCCUACUUGAUCAAUUCAAAUUACAUCGAACCUUCUUUCCCACCCUGCGAGGAAUACCAGCAGAACGGAUACAUACCCAUGCCCUCUGAUUAUUAUGAGCGGCCGAAAGACUCGGGCUUCCCCCAUCAUGAGGAGGCAUCAUUCCCGCGAUCAAACUACCACGAGCCGAGCUAUGAUUACGGUAAUGUGGCAACUAACGGUCUCAACGAUUUCACCGACCGUCAGCACGCUCAACCUCAAUCCGUUCCGCAGAAUCAUGGACCCCGCCUCAGUACAGAGAGCUGUGCUGGUUCAACUGCAAACAAGGAUUGCAGCCUUGUGACAGAGGCUCUUCCAGGCACACAGAAGGGUAAGGAGCCGGUGGUGUAUCCCUGGAUGAAAAAGGUCCAUGUUAAUACUGUGACCGCCAGCUACUCUGGAGGAGUGCCCAAGAGGUCUCGCACCGCCUACACGCGCCAGCAAGCUCUUGAGCUUGAGAAAGAGUUCCACUUUAACCGAUACCUGACUCGACGUCGACGAGUGGAGAUCGCACACACAAUGUGUCUUUCUGAGCGUCAGGUAAAAAUCUGGUUUCAGAACCGCCGUAUGAAGUGGAAGAAAGACCACAAGCUACCAAAUACAAAGAUCCGCUCUUCGAGUUCUGCGCCCUCCAACCAUCACGUGAAAAUGGACGCCACUCAGCAGCAGCAAACACUACUUCCUACGCCGUGUUCCUCGAACCUAUAGUUUUAGAAACACAUCGGCAAAAACGGAACUGAACAAGAAAGAACACAUAGCAGUAUUGGGAUACUUCACAGGGUUACUUUUUAUUCAGUGUCCUAUGAGGCCACCUCACUUUGCCUUCCCAACCUCCUCCUCUUCCCAACCUCUCUAAUUUGAGCUGGACGCACCCUUACUGUAUAAUUAGAUUUUUUUUUUCUAAUGGAACAAUAUAGUGUACUUUAACUUGGAAAAUGGAUUACGUUCUCUGUCUUUAACCGAGGUAUACCCAGUCUUGUUUGUGAAGAUCAACCCUGAUGUGUGUACAAAUCACUUUGACAUUUUAACAUGAAGACACAAGUAUCGGAACAAUUUCCGAGGGUUAGUCAUCAUAUUUGUCUUAGUCCCGUAUUUUAGUGUAUUAUCUGUAUUUACGCCAUCAAAGCUGUGAAUAUUCGUGUAUUUGGUUAUUUGUAUAUUGGUGAAUGAUGUCAAGAUGUUUAAGUAAGCCUGUAUGUAAAGUAACUGUUACAGUGGAAAUAAUAAAUAUGAGUUUAUUGUGUAUUAUCCCUGUAGGCUAAUCCAUGGAUAAGACUAAGGUGAUAGAGGUUUUUACAUUUACCGUAGUUUACAUGAUACAGUUUUAUUCCAACAUAUCUUCGCCUAUCCAUAAAAUGCUAUGUUUAUAUAAACCAGGCCUAACUUUUCGUUUGUUUGCAAUUCACGCAUGGAAUGGGUAAUUUACAGCAACUUUCCACUUUGGACCGCAAAAUAAUUCCAAAAGCUAUUUAGGACAAAAGUUUAGGUUUGGUUAUUUUAUUUCCAAGAAACUAUGACAUCAUAUGAAAAAAUAUAUACGUUUUACAAACGAAAAUACUUUGCCACCAAAUUUGUGACGUAUGUUUACGUUUUUAUUUAUUGCAGGAAUUUAUUGAUUUUGAACCAUGUUAAUGAAGUAGGCCUACAAUAUAAAAUUCAACUGGGUAUACUAUAUAUUAGUGUUACUUUAAGAUAACUUGGAUUAGCAGUGAGUGAUUAAUCUUCACAAGAUACCAUAUCGUUGGUUUUUCAGAGGCAUUAGCUAUUAAUCUAAAUAUCUAUCUGUAAUAAUGUGAAAAAAAUAUAUAACUUUUUGAACUAUAGGCAAAGCUGAAAGCUAAUAAAUCUAAACGACACUUCAAAAUAUUAGUGAUGGCACUCAACAUUUGUUAACAUUUAACAAUAAUUUAUAGUACAAAUAAACCUUGGCUUUUAAAGAUAUUUUUGUCCGUUUUCAGGACGAGCUAAUCUUAGAAUUUCGAUUUAAAAUUGAUAUCCAUUUUUAUUUGUUAUGAAUUAUAAUUAUGCUGUGCAUAAACAUCAGGAUGUAUUGAAAUA